AUGGCUAACACAAUUCAUCAAUUGACGCCGGCUGGACGUCUACGAAAGCCAUCAUAUGCUACUCUUGCACAAUGGUGUUGUGGUGUUUCGGUCAAGAUGGAUGGGACGGAAGAUGACUUGGUCUUCGACUAUGAAUCGUUGAGUGAGAAUUUGGCGGACGAAAAUGAUGAGAAUUCCGAAAUAGUGGGUCUUGAUAUUAAUAGUGAAGAAUACGAAGAA
Racocetra persica is the source of this 219-nucleotide messenger RNA. Lineage: Eukaryota; Fungi; Glomeromycota; Glomeromycetes; Diversisporales; Gigasporaceae. The record is from the annotation of a GenBank genome assembly.